AUGAACGCAUUCGUGUACAGGCGUGUGGGAAUAUCCAUUGCGUCCUUAGUUCAACGUCGAUUGUUGUCGAAUGCCGCACCUGAUGCAAGUUCCGUACAAUUGAGCAAUACCUGCAUUAGUCGCUUGAAGGAGAUUUGCAAAACCAACUCUUUUCUUCGAGUGACAGUCGAGGGAGGUGGAUGUUCCGGAUUUCAGUACAAAUUUUCUGUCGAAAAACAACUCAGUGGCGAUGAUCUUAUCGUGAGUCGCGAUGGUGUGCAGGUGGCCAUCGAUAGUGCAUCGAUCGAGUAUCUAAGUGGCGCCACCAUUGACUAUCACACGGAACUGAUACGUUCCGGAUUUCGUGUUAUAAACAAUCCAAAGGCAGAUCAAGGCUGUUCCUGCGGUGCCUCAUUUACUGUGAAACUGGACUAA
This is a messenger RNA of Anopheles marshallii, 414 nucleotides long. Its product is annotated as iron-sulfur cluster assembly 2 homolog, mitochondrial. Gene Ontology annotation, biological process: iron-sulfur cluster assembly. Gene Ontology annotation, cellular component: mitochondrion. NCBI's taxonomy places the organism in Eukaryota, Metazoa, Arthropoda, Insecta, Diptera, Culicidae. The record is from RefSeq and is a predicted model, not a curated record. The transcript is spliced from 2 exons. Gene Ontology annotation, molecular function: 4 iron, 4 sulfur cluster binding; iron ion binding; 2 iron, 2 sulfur cluster binding. Bases 1 to 414 code for a protein of 137 amino acids.